This is a messenger RNA of Lepidothrix coronata (blue-crowned manakin), 1328 nucleotides long. RefSeq names its product taste receptor type 2 member 10-like. The record is from RefSeq and is a predicted model, not a curated record. Gene Ontology annotation, cellular component: membrane. The coding region runs from base 1 to 711 and encodes 236 amino acids. Gene Ontology annotation, molecular function: G protein-coupled receptor activity; bitter taste receptor activity. Lineage: Eukaryota; Metazoa; Chordata; Aves; Passeriformes; Pipridae. Gene Ontology annotation, biological process: detection of chemical stimulus involved in sensory perception of bitter taste; G protein-coupled receptor signaling pathway; sensory perception of taste. The transcript is spliced from 2 exons.
AUGCCCCUGCAGCCCAAGGAAACCCACAAAGAAGCUGAGAUCCACCUUCAGCCCAUGGAUGACGCACCAGCAAAUCUGUGGUUUUCAGCCUGUCUUUGUGUCUUUUAUUGUAUAAAAAUUGCUAAUUUCAGGAACAGCUUCUUCAUCUACCUGAAAGUCAAAAUUGACAGGAUUGUGCCCUGCCUCUUGUUGGGGUCAGUGCUUUUCUCCCUGGUUAUUGGCAUCAUUGUCUAUGAUAUCGCUAAUAAACCGCACUGUAACAACCGCAAUUCCACUGGACGAGGUAAUUUUUGGAAAGCAAAUAUCAAAAUGGAUAAACAUUUUUUCCCUUCUUUUUUUAUUGCUGGCUUUGGAUAUGCUGUUUCAUUCAUGGCAGUCACCUUUUCUGCUCUUCUCCUUCUCUUUUCCCUCUGGAAACACAAACACAACAUGCAGACAAACUCCAUGAAGGACCUCAGCAUGGAUGCCCACAUCAAAGCCAUGAAAUCCAUUCUCUCCUUUUUAGUAAUGUACAGCAUCAACUUUGCAUCUUUGAUCUUGACACUGGUUUAUGCCACGAGGAAGGGAAGUCCUGUGACGUUUCUCAUUUUAGUAUUUCAAUACGCUUUUCCGGGUGCUCAUUCAAUCAUUCUGAUUUUUGGCAAUCCCAAACUGGAAAAGACAUUGCUAAGGAUUCUGGCCUGUGUGAAGUUCAAGGCUUGCAUGAGGUAGGAACUGUAAAAAACUGCUGUAGCACUUGCAAAAUGUCGAUAUUUCAUUCUAGAAAGGGAGUCAUUUAACCUCUCAUGCAACUCUCCAGGCAAUGUAGAUGAUACAGAUGUUCAGUCUUUAUCACUGAGAUUAAGAAGAUAUCAUUCAAAUCCUAUGAACUAAAAUAGUGUGGCUUAAAUAAAAUAUUUUCAAUUAUAAUUUCAUCCAGGUAAUUUAUUGAGUUAAAUUAUUGCCCAUAAAAAAUUUAUUUAGACCUGGUACAUGGGCUGGUUACAGAAGGGCAAUAACAAUACUGCAAACUUUCCUCAAACACUUUGGUAUUUGCUGGUUGAAACAACCAAAAUAACAACAGGUUUAUGUCUGUUUUAGUUUACGUUACUUUCUGCUGUUCUAGUGUAACAUGAUGAGCUGUAUCACUGUCUGGCAGUGGCUGAUAACUGAUGUGUGAACACAUUGAUCCCUGUCACUCUCCACGGGUGGUCACUGACACACAAACAGUGAUGCAGGAAUGGCCGUGGGGGGCACAGAUGAGUGCAGAGCCCACUGCCCACACCAGCCCUGAGGGUCCUCUCUGCCCCACUUCCUGCCAGAACACGAUUGCCCUGCUCUGUGUGACU